CCUCCUCCCCCAGCCGCGCCAUGGGUGACGCGUUCCGGAGGGCGGAGUCGGGCACUCAGCUACUUGCACGACUUGAGGGCAGAAGUUCUCUGAAGAAUCUUGAACCUUAUCUGUUUGCUGAGGAAGCAUCUCCUGUUCAUGGAGAUAUCAUUGAAUUCCACGGUCCAGAAGGAACAGGAAAAACAGAAAUGCUUUAUCACCUAAUAGCCCGCUGUGUCAUUCCAAAAUCAGGAGGAGGACUGGAAGUAGAAGUCAUGUUCAUUGAUACAGACUACCAUUUUGAUAUGCUUCGUCUAGUUACCAUUCUUGAGAACAGAUUAGCGCAAAGGACGGAAGAAAUGAUAAAGCAAUGCCUGGGAAGGCUUUUUCUUGUGAACUGCAAUACUAGCACUCAGUUACUCCUCACUCUCUACUCUUUAGAAAACAUGUUUUGCACUCACCCCUCUCUCUGCCUUUUGAUUUUGGAUAGCAUAUCAGCUUUUUAUUGGAUAGACAGAAGCAAUGGAGGGGAGAGUCUUAACUUGCAGGAGAUGAAUCUGAAGAAAUGUGCUAAUUUUCUUGAAAAGCUUGUGAGAGAGCAUCACUUAGCCCUCUUUGCGACAACACAGACACUUAUGCAGAAAUCUACAAACUCUGCAGAAAGCUUUUUUCCUGUAAAACUUCAACAUGAAACUGAUACAGACUAUAGACCUUAUCUUUGUAAAUCAUGGCAACAAAUGGUAACCCACAGGAUAUUUUUCUCUAAGCAAUGCAGUUCUGGCAACAGCAAAGGUUUUACAGUCAUUUCUUGCCACCUCAAAAGAAACCAUGUAGUAAAACGCUCAUUUAGUGUUGCAGAAUGUGGAGUUCAGUUUUAACUUCAGUUUGUUUUUUAAACGUGUAGCAAAUCCUGGUGCUUAAGGCCUGAUUAGGUCUAAGUAGUUUUUAGUACCUUUUAAACUAGUUGGUUGUUGCUGGGUGAUUUUUUGUCACCAUUUUCUUAAAAUUUAGUGAAGGGCAGGAAAUGGUAAAACUUUUGAAUUACUGUAGACGUUCAGUCCAAACUAGCGAGGAAUGUUGAAAUUACUUGUGCUUAAUGCAUAAAGAGAUUAAAUCAAGAAAAUUAUAACCAAAGACAUUUUAAACUAGUAUCCGUCAGUAAUGUAACCUAUGUGAUAUGCGGCCAAAUGCACUGACUUCAUUUCUGGGUCUUACUGCUUUACACUCCUCCUCUUCCAAGCUACAGAAACAGGAGCCUAGUUGUCCGUGGGGGAGACUGCAAAAAGGCGAGUGUUCGCUCUUUAUAAAUACUGGUCUUGGUUUAUUCCCAGUAGCCUAGGGCGUAUGAAAUGCAUUCACGACUUUGCCUGAAGAAGAGGAUUCAUUUUCACAGCCUGUUAAAUAGUGGUAAUCCUCACCAUGCUUCUCCAAGCUUGCAGCCUGUUUACGUUCGCAUGUGCUUGGAGAAGCAGGGAUUGCAGGUGUUCUGACCCUUAGAAACAUCUGGGUUUGAAGAAUCUACAGCUAUCGCCGAAAUGGAGGCCUGAUUUCCAUAACUGAAGGAAAACUUAAAGACCCGGCU
This is a messenger RNA of Gymnogyps californianus (California condor), 1561 nucleotides long. It is a transcript of the gene XRCC2, whose product is annotated as X-ray repair cross complementing 2. Gene Ontology annotation, biological process: DNA strand invasion; double-strand break repair via homologous recombination. The transcript is spliced from 3 exons. Bases 21 to 857 code for a protein of 278 amino acids. Gene Ontology annotation, cellular component: replication fork; centrosome; Rad51B-Rad51C-Rad51D-XRCC2 complex. NCBI's taxonomy places the organism in Eukaryota, Metazoa, Chordata, Aves, Accipitriformes, Cathartidae. The record is from RefSeq and is a predicted model, not a curated record. Gene Ontology annotation, molecular function: four-way junction DNA binding; ATP-dependent DNA damage sensor activity; ATP binding.